CAGUCAAAGAAAACAAAGCUGGUAAAUAUGAAUUUAUGAGCUAUAAACGACUUUUAUUAGUAAGUAAUUUGUGGAUAAAUUCGGGGUGGGUCUUUGUGAGGGCAGAAAGAACUGAAAUCCAACCGAACAUGAAGCCGAGCCUUUCACUAUCCUGACACUAACGGUUCAACUGAGCCAUUGGGUCUGCUUUGGUGCACCUGGACUGGAGAAGCGAAGCAACUUGUGAGCGGGGUUCGAGUCCCGCUCACAGCCUGAUUUUGAGUCCACCUGAGGGUCGCUCGGAAGCGUCGGACCUGCGAGCACAGCUCGUCCUGUUUCAUCCCCUGACACCCCUCAGAUCACACCCCCCUUCGAUCUACCAUGAGCUCCCGGGUGUGCAAGACAUGUGGAGGGGGCGACAUAGAUGUGGACCAGGCUCGGGGCAGCGCAGUGUGCACCAGCUGUGGUUCUGUUCUGGAGGACAACAUCAUCGUCUCAGAAGUCCAGUUUGUGGAGGGCAGUGGGGGCGUGUCUUCUGCAGUGGGACAGUUUGUGUCUUCUGAUGGUCCGGUCAAAGCUCCCUUGCUUGGUUCUGGCUUCCACACCAGCGUCGGGAAGGAGUCGCGUGCUCAGACCCUGCAGAAUGGUAAGCGGCAGAUCCACAAGCUCGGCAGCCAGCUUCAGCUCAACCAGCACUGCCUGGACACGGCCUUCAACUUUUUCAAGCUGGCGGUCAGCAAGCAUCUGACACGAGGACGCAAGACGGAGCACGUCAUUGCAGCAUGCCUCUACCUGGUGUGUCGCACGGAGGGGACGCCUCACAUGCUGCUGGACCUAAGCGACCUGCUGCAGGUGAAUGUUUACAUCCUGGGAAAGACGUUUCUGCUGCUGGCUCGAGAGCUCUGUAUCAACGCGCCCGCCAUCGACCCUUGCCUGUACAUCCCUCGCUUCGCUCACCUGCUGGAGUUUGGGUUGAAGACUCACGAGGUUUCCAUGACAGCUCUUCGUCUCCUUCAGAGGAUGAAAAGAGACUGGAUGCACACAGGCCGGCGUCCUUCUGGACUCUGUGGAGCAGCGCUCCUGGUGGCAGCUCGAAUGCACAAGUUCCGGCGUUCAGUGAAGGAUGUGAUCAGUGUGGUGAAGGUCUGCCACACCACCUUGAGGAAGAGACUGACAGAGUUUGAGGACACACCCACAAGUCAGCUGACAAUUGAUGAGUUCAUGCGGGUGGAUCUGGAGCAGGAGUGUGACCCCCCCUCCUUCACUGCUGGACAGCACAAAGCAAAGAUGCAACAGCUUGAGCAGGAGCUGACCAAGAAGCUGGAUGAGGUAGAAGGAGAAAUCAGCUGCUACAAAGAUGAGAUUGAGAACGAGCUGGAGAAAAGCCGUCCCAAACUUAGAGGAAUCUAUGCUGCCUAUUCCAAAGAAAUCGCUCCUGAGAACGAAGAUGCGCUCUCGUCGACCUCCGAGGAGGCAGAAGGGGAAGACACUGAGCUCCAGGCAGCCACUGAGCACCUGGCUCAGGACUUCCUGUCCCAGGUAAUCCAGGAGGUGAAUGAGAGGCAAGGCGAGACACAAGGUUCCUGCACCCCGGAGGUCGAAUCAGAGGACACCCACCUCUCCACCGUCCGAGAAGCACUGCUGAACACUGCCAGCCUGUGCCUCCUGGAAACCUUUCACACCUCGGAGAAGUCAGAGAUGGAGAAAAAUGCAGACAGCUACAUGGAGACAAGCGGAGAGCUGGACCUGGAAGGCAUUGAUGAUCAGGAGAUUGAAAAGUACAUCCUGGACGAGAAGGAGGUGGAAGUGAAGACGGGGUUGUGGAUGAAACAGAACGCUGAGUACCUGCAGGAGCAGAAAGAGAAAGAGGAAAGGAUCAACAAGGAGAAGGAGCAGGGUACCUACAAAGAGAAGAAGAAGAAGAAAUACAGGAAGCGGGAGCAGAUUGAGGCACUGACUGCAGGGGAAGCUAUUGAGAAAAUGCUGGAGAAGAAAAAAAUCUCCAGCAAGAUCAACUACGAUGUUCUUAGAGACUUGAACACUGGGGCUGGGAGUCCCAGCGCUUCGUCCCCCGAGCCGCCCAAAUCCUCUUCUGCUCCGAAACGACUUAAUCGCCGCCGCCGCAGGAAGACCAGUGAAGCCAGCCAAGACAUGGCUGUUAACGCCUCCAUCAUGGGGAAAAGGUUUCGACACCUAAUAUCCACAACACCACCGAAGAAGAAGAAGAAGACACCUGCCCAGGUUGAACAAACGGUCACCAUAGCAACACAGUCAACCGAGCCACUAGAUAGCAUUCCAGACGUCCCAUCAGCUGCUCCACCUCCAGCAGAGGAGGAGGAAGAAGAGGAGGAAGAGGAGGAGGCAGAGAAAGAGUGUGUCAGUGCCCUGCAGCUUGUAGGAGAUUACGGCUGUGAGGCAGAGGAGGAAGAUGGGUUUUAGCCCCAAACCCAAUCUGUGGUAGGAAUAAUCUCCGUCCAGGCUGAGGAUGCAGCAGGGGUCAAAGUUGAUGAGCUCAAAUAUUUUUUAUGUUGUCGGGCCAACUCGUUUUAACCUGAUUUUUUUCUGAAUGAAGCUAUUCUUUCAUGUUGUAAACUUGAGUGUUUGAAUGUAAAUUUAAAACAUAAAUGUACACAGUGUUUUUAGAACCCAGUCCUUCAUAAAGCAGAGUUGAAGUUGUUUUCAUCAGACUCUGAGCUGUGUCUGAGUAGAGGGGUUGCUGGUUGCAAUACUUCUGAUAUAUUGAAAAAGAAAGUACAGAUGAAAAAAAAUCAUGAUAGAAAAAAUAAAUGUACAGUCAGAAGCAAAUUGAAA
Oryzias melastigma (Indian medaka) is the source of this 2790-nucleotide messenger RNA. It is a transcript of the gene brf1b, whose product is annotated as BRF1 RNA polymerase III transcription initiation factor subunit b. Gene Ontology annotation, biological process: transcription by RNA polymerase III; transcription preinitiation complex assembly; DNA-templated transcription initiation. The transcript is spliced from 19 exons. Gene Ontology annotation, molecular function: RNA polymerase III general transcription initiation factor activity; RNA polymerase III type 3 promoter sequence-specific DNA binding; TBP-class protein binding. Gene Ontology annotation, cellular component: transcription preinitiation complex; transcription factor TFIIIB complex; nucleus. The coding region runs from base 361 to 2418 and encodes 685 amino acids. NCBI's taxonomy places the organism in Eukaryota, Metazoa, Chordata, Actinopteri, Beloniformes, Adrianichthyidae. The record is from RefSeq and is a predicted model, not a curated record.